AUGCGGAGUCAGGUCCGCAGGUCAAACCAGAGGGUGACAGGUCACAGUGGCUCAUCAAGGCGUCUCCUCCUUUCAGACUGGAGGCCGGCGCUGAACCUUGCUGCCCUGGACUGCGCUGAUGAGACCAACAGUGCCAUCUGCAGGGACUUCAACAUCCCCGGCUUCCCCACCGUGAGGUUCUUCAAGGCUUUCUCCAAGGGCGGCUUGGGAACAACCCUGCCAGUGGCUGGUGCCGACGCGCCAACGCUGCGUGAGAGGCUCAUUGAUGCCCUGGAGACGCACCGUGACAAGUGGCCCUCGGCCUGUCCUCCUCUGGAGCCUGCCAGGCUGAAGGAAAUUGAUGGAUUUUUUGCAAGAAACAAUAAAGAAUACCUGGCUUUGAUCUUCGAAAAAGAAGGUUCCUACCUGGGGAGAGAGGUGACUCUGGACCUGUCCCAGCACCAGGGCCUGGCGGUACGCAGGGUGCUGAGCACCCAGAGAGACGUGGUGAGCAGAUUUGCCGUUACCAACUUCCCAUCUUGCUACCUGCUGUUCCGGAAUGGCUCUGUCUCCCGGGUCCCUGUGCUAACCGAGUCCAGGCCAUCCUACACGGCGUACCUGCAGAAACUUCCCGGGCUCACCAGGGAGGCCUCGCACACCACCGUGGCACCCACCACGUCUAACAAGAUAGCACCCACGGUGUGGAAAUUUGCAGAUCGCUCCAAGGUCUACAUGGCCGACCUGGAAUCUGCGCUGCAUUACAUCCUGCGGGUGGAAGUGGGCAAAUUCUCCGUCCUGGAGGGACAGCGCCUGGUGGCCCUGAAAAAGUUCGUGGCCGUGCUGGCCAAGUACUUCCCUGGCCGGCCCUUGGUACAGAACUUGCUGUACUCCAUAGAUGACUGGCUCAAGAGGCAGCAGAAAAAGAAGAUCCCCUACAGCUAUUUCCAAACUGCCCUGGACAGCAGGAGGGAGGACGCUGUGCUGGCCAAGAAGGUGAACUGGAUCGGCUGCCAGGGUAGUGAGCCACACUUCCGGGGCUUCCCCUGCUCCCUGUGGGUCCUCUUCCACUUCCUGACGGUGCAGGCGAGUCGGCGAAGCACAGAACCCCCACGAGACAUGGCCAAGGGCCAGGAGGUGCUGCAGGCCAUCCGGAGCUACGUCCGUCACUUCUUCGGCUGCCGGGAGUGUGCGGGCCACUUCGAGCAGAUGGCUGCCCGCUCCAUGCACCGGGUGGGUAGCGCCAAUGACGCCGUCCUCUGGCUCUGGAAUAGCCACAACCAGGUCAACGCUCGCCUCGCAGGAGCCCCCAGCGAGGACCCCCAGUUCCCCAAGGUGCAAUGGCCACCACGUGAACUCUGCUCUGCUUGCCACAAUGAACUCCAGGGCCCGAUGCCAGUGUGGGAUGUGGGCGCCACCCUCGACUUCCUCAAGAGCCACUUCUCCCCUGGAAACAUUGCCCUGGACCCCCCUCCGGCUAGGCCGGCCCCCCGCCGGGGUGUGGUGAGAGCCCUGGAGCUGACCACAGAGAACUCUUCCACCCUGACUCCUGAGGUGUCCGAGGCCCCAGGAACCACGGUGCCUGCUGAGAGACCCGAGGCAGAUGAGCCCGAGGCAGACACGCUCCGGGUAGAGCAGCAGGAGGCUGUACCAGGGCCGCCACGGAAGCGCCUGAGCAGGCGGGACACAGGGGCGGUGCUGCUGGCCAGGCCCCAGCCCCGCGAGGAUGGCCCCCAGGGUGCCUGGCCGCUGAGGCGCGUGGGCCGUGGGGCCGCCAAGCUGCUGGCAGGCAUGCCUGAGGAGGAGCCUAUGGUGGCAGUGGCAGCCCGGGCCAGGAGGGCCCCUGGCCAGUGGCUGCAGGUGCUGGGUGGGGGCUUUUCUCACCUGGAUGCCAGCCUGUGUGUGGGGCUCUAUUCCCUGUCCUUCAUGGGCCUGCUGGCCGUGUACAGCUUCUUCCGGGCCAGGAUGAGGGCCCUGAAGGGCCACGCCAGCCACUCUGCAGCUUGAGCCUCCCAGCCCAGGAGUUGGGGGCCGGAUCUUCCCGCCACCUCUCUCCUUUCCUUCCCUCCUGCCUGCCUUGUGGUGCCCUG
Messenger RNA from Ochotona princeps (American pika), 2066 nucleotides. It is a transcript of the gene QSOX1, whose product is annotated as quiescin sulfhydryl oxidase 1. Gene Ontology annotation, molecular function: flavin-dependent sulfhydryl oxidase activity; protein disulfide isomerase activity. NCBI's taxonomy places the organism in Eukaryota, Metazoa, Chordata, Mammalia, Lagomorpha, Ochotonidae. Bases 1 to 1983 code for a protein of 660 amino acids. Gene Ontology annotation, cellular component: Golgi membrane. The transcript has 12 exons. The record is from RefSeq and is a predicted model, not a curated record. Gene Ontology annotation, biological process: protein folding.